Molecule: messenger RNA, 2968 nt
Organism: Ricinus communis (castor bean)
Lineage: Eukaryota; Viridiplantae; Streptophyta; Magnoliopsida; Malpighiales; Euphorbiaceae
Product: CAP-Gly domain-containing linker protein 1
Exons: 3
Coding region: 704-2737 (677 amino acids)
Source: RefSeq, a predicted model, not a curated record
UUAAAUUAUAUAUUAUACUUUUAAGAGUUUCACAAUAUUAAAAAUGAUAAUAGCAAUUGUACUCGCAACUAUUCCAGCCGCAGCUUAUCCGGAUCCUUUCAAUUUGAACAACGUUUUAAAUUGAAAUUAUUAUUUUUUGAUUUAUAAUAAAAAAAUAAUUAAAUACAUUGGACAGAAUUAAUAAUACCCUAAUGCAAAAGCAAACUAAAGAUUAACAAAGAGGGAAAAUGCGGCAAAUAUUUGAAAGACUGGUGGAGCCUUACGUUUGGCUUAGUGGAAAACCCGCCAAAUUCGGUUAAUCCUACAAAAUUAGCCGAAAACCCCACCUUAAAGAAUUUUUCCAAAACAGUCGCUAUAUUUGAAUUUAUCCAUUUUUAUAGUUUUUUCCCAAUCACGUCAAACUUAACAUUAACAAUUCAGAUUCUGCCUUCCCUGCUCUUUCUUUCCUUCCUUGCACUAUUCUUUUGCCAUCUUUCCUUGAAAGUUUCAUGCAUUAGUUUUCUCUCCUUUUCUGAGUUUUUUCUCAUUCAUGAUUUGCCGCUUUUAGAAUGAUUCAGCAUUGGUUUGGGUUCCUUGGUAAUUUCAAAAUACAAGGCUUCUUUGGUUGCAUCCACCAAGUUCUAUCUCUAUACCUAAAGAGCCAAGAACUCAACUCCAAGCACUGGAAGAAUUAUCCAAGAAAUAGAUCUUGAUACGUUCUGAGAUGCAACAACAUCCUCGGCUACUUGAGAAAGAAAGAUUGGCUGCAACAGAAGGAGAAAGAGAUAGAAUCUGCAAUGAGCUUAAAGAGAUGAACAAGGCAGCUGAUGAGGGUAAUGGUAAACUAACUGAAGCAAUGUCCAACGGAAAGGUUGCUGGUGUAUUUUCAGAGCUGAAUUCGGCGAUUGAUUCCUUAUUAAAUUCCAAUGAAGAGUUGAAGAUCAAAGAAUUAGCCAUUAAAUCUUUGAAAGCUGAACUCGAAAAAACCAAGGAGCUAGAGACUAAAUUGGCAGAGAAAGAUGCCUCGUUAGAGAAAUUAAAAGAGGAACUGAGCAAGGCUCAAUCCUCUGAGGCUCGUGCAUGGGAUUUGUUGUCUAAAAGCAAGGAAAGAGUUUAUGAACUAGAAUCGGAAUUACAGAAAGGAAAGGAAUCAGAAACAAAAAUAUUAAAUUAUUUUGCUGUACAAACAAAAGAGCUUGAGCAAACCAAGAUAUUGCUCGAAGAAUCGAAGCUUGAAGCCACUUCCCUCCAUGAUGAAGUAGAUAAAUUGGGGGGUUCACCUGACAAGAAAAGCAGUAAUGGAGAUGAAUCUCUAUUUCAAGGUGAACCAGAAAGUCUUAAAUCUGAACUUCGGUUAGUGAGAACUAACCACGCUCAAGCUCAAGAAGAUGCAAAACGUUUGGCGAAGAAGAUUGAAGGGUUGCUUAAAGAGAUAGAAUUGCUCAAAAAUGAAUUGAAGCAAGCGGUUGAAGCAGAAGAGAACAGCAAGAAGGCAAUGGACGACUUAGCAAUAGUAUUAAAAGAAGUCGCAACAGAAGCAAACCAAACAAAGGAGAAGCUCAUUGCAAAACAAGAUGAGCUUGAAAACUUCAAAAAGGAAUCGGAAGAAUUGAAAGAGAAGUUCAGGGAGUCGGACGUAAAGCACAGGAUUCUCUUUGAGGAAGCAAAGAAAGAAGCUGAUCUAUAUAGAAAUACAGCAGAUAGAUUGAGAUUAGAGGCAGACGAGUCGCAUCAAGCAUGGAACGCAAGAGAGACAGGCUUUGUUGAUUGUAUCAGGAUAGCUGAAGAUGAGAAGAUUGUGGCACUAGAAGAGAAUCAUAAACUUCUUGAAGCACUUGCAACUGCUGAGAACAUGACGAAGACAGCUAAACAAGAGAAUCAGAAGUUGCGCGAUAUACUUAAACAAGCACUGAAUGAAGCUAAUGUUGCCAAAGAAGCUGCAGGAAUCGCCAGGUCUGAAAAUUCCCAGCUCAAGGAUUUGUUAGCUGAAAAAGAUGAUGCUUUGACUUUCAUCACACGGGAGAACGAAAACCUAAGGAUUAAUGAAGCUGCAGCAAUGGAGAAUAUCAAAGAAUUGAAGAGACUACUCUCUGAAGCAUCAGGAAAAGAAUUUAAACCAGAAGAAAAGGAACAAGAACGUAAGCUAAAGCCGCAGACUUCAGCAGAUAAAGAGCAGCCAAAAGAAAGGAAAUUGAGCAAUGCUUUCAGCCUUAAUCUGAAAGAUCUAAUAAUCCACACUUUACACUAUACCCAUGAUCAAGAUAAAAGAAAUAAUGAAAAACACAACGGAACAGAAGAAGAUGAAGACUCGGAGAAUGCUGACCCUCUUAAAGGAUCAAUAUUUGAUGUAGCAGAAUCACCAGUAGCAGCACAAACUCAUCAUAUUAAUCAUCACCAUAGAAGAAAGUCCUCUAUAUUUGCAGAAGAUGGAGAAGCAAUAAAUCCUGAUGAUCUGGAACAACUAGACGGGGUUCAUAUGGAUGAUGUGGAGAAUGAAAGGAAUCCCAAAAAGAAGAAAGCAUUGCUGCGAAGAUUCGGAGAUAUUAUAAUACGAAGAAGAGGAAUCCAUCGAAGGGAGUCCUCCAUUGGAGGAGUGGAAGGUCACAAGAAAGAAUUGUCAGUUGUUAGUGAAGGGGGUCAUAAAACGGAAGUAGCAUCACCAGGCGGUGGUGAUCAAGGUCACAGGAAAGAAUCUUCAGAGCCUGCAGUUGGUGCUGGAGAUCAAGGCCACAGAAAGGAUUCUUCAAUUGCUGAAUAAAUAUUUAUGCAUAUUCAUGGUAGAUUGAAAGCUUUGCUUCAUUCAAUUUGAACUUUAAAGUAGUAGAUCAUUCUUUUCGUCUUUUGAACUUCAGGGUGAAUUAUUUAAAAAAAAAAAAAAGAAAAAGAAAUGUGAAUAUAUAUUAUACACACAAACAAACACACACUUAUCAACAUCUUUGUUAAAUGUACUUGGAGAAAUAAGAAUAAAGUUUCAUAGAUUGAGACCUAA